Malus domestica (apple) is the source of this 2828-nucleotide messenger RNA. RefSeq names its product phosphatidylinositol 4-kinase gamma 5-like. NCBI's taxonomy places the organism in Eukaryota, Viridiplantae, Streptophyta, Magnoliopsida, Rosales, Rosaceae. The record is from RefSeq and is a predicted model, not a curated record.
CCCUGUCGGCCAGCCUGCCUCCCGCUCAUCCUGUAGGCCGGUAAACAAGCGGCAAAUGUAAUUACAUACGUACACGAUAAGAUCCCCUCCUCCCGUCCCGCCAAAAAUAUUUCCACGCAUCCGACGCGCGAUUCUCCGUACAGAUUCAUCAUGAUCUUAAUCAACAGCCAUGAUCACGUCCUUCUCUCGAUCCUACGGUCGGUAUGAUCAGGUGUUUGUCGUAAAUUCACGAAACAUGGAACCGACGUGGAAGAUAGAGAGAGAGGAUUUGGAGCUUUUUGGAGAAGACCGACGCUGUGCUGGAAGAAGAAGCCGUGAUCCUGAUGGCUGAAUCAUAGCCGUCGGAUCUUCUCCAUGUCCUCUGAUGAUCGUCAGCUCUUCUUCUCCUUCUUCUCUCUCCGUGCAUCUCGCUGAUCUCGCCGUCGGAGAUUUUUGAUUUCGGAGACCGCCGGUUUUCGGUUUGCUGAAUCGAUUUUAUAGAGUAAUGUUAGCAUAGUUUAUGAGUGAUUCGCGGCCAUUUGUCUCUCUCGUUCAAUUGGUGUCAUCGAUUUUGACACCUGCUGAGAGAGUUGAGGAUUUGCACCCUGAUAUCGUAUCAACCGCGCGAUUCAGUAAGGAUUUUCAUCCUUAUUUGAUGGCUACAAAGUUGGAGAGUCCUGUUAAGGCCCAGAUGGCUGUGACACUGCUGAAUGGCGACUGCCUUGAGAGGGCGAGAGGCAGUCUUGCUCGGAGGAGGCGUGUCUUUGUGCAGACUGAGACUGGGUGUGUUUUGGGAAUGGAGUUGGAAAGGGGUGACAAUGCCCACACGGUUAAAAGGAGGUUGCAGCUUGCCCUCAAUGUACCUACGGACCAGAGCUCUUUGACCUUUGGGGAUCGUAUAUUGAACAAUGAUCUUAGUGCCAUUGGCAAUCGUUCAACGCUACUACUUGCUAGGAAUGUCAUGAACAGAAGCUCGUCAACUCCUUGUCUGUCACCUACUGGGCAAAAUCUGCAGAGGGAUCAGAGUGAGUCUAUUGAGGUUUUGGGGUGUCCAAAUAAUUUUGCGAGAAUUGAUGAACUGGUUAAGGAGAUUGUGGUUGCUAUCAAGAAGGGUGUUGAUCCGAUCCCCGUGCAUAGUGGGCUUGGUGGUGCCUACUACUUCAGGAACAUCAUGGGCGAGAGUGUUGCCAUCGUGAAGCCAACAGAUGAGGAGCCAUUUGCACCGAACAACCCUAAAGGCUUUGUAGGCAAGGCACUCGGGCAGCCUGGCCUGAAGCGUUCAGUGCGAGUUGGGGAAACGGGGUUUCGAGAAGUUGCUGCCUACCUUCUGGAUUAUGAUCACUUUGCUAAUGUGCCUCCAACUGUUCUUGUGAAGGCUGCACAUCAAAUCUUCAAUGUUAAUUAUGGCGUCAAUGGAGAUAAGAUUCAGAAGAAGAAAAGGGUUAGCAAGAUUGCGUCUCUGCAGGUCUUCAUCCCUCAUGACUUUGAUGCCAGUGACUACGGAACUUCAAGCUUUCCCGUAUCAGCCGUUCAUAGAAUAGGCAUUUUAGACAUUAGGAUCUUUAACACUGACAGGCAUGCUGGGAACCUUCUGGUUAAAAAGCUUGAUGGGGAGUUUGGUAAAGUGGAGCUCAUUCCAAUUGACCACGGACUUUGCUUGCCGGAGCACUUGGAAGAUCCAUAUUUUGAGUGGAUUCAUUGGCCUCAGGCAUCAAUUCCUUUCUCUGAGGAUGAGCUUGAGUAUAUACGUAAUCUUAAUCCAAUUUGUGACUCCGAGAUGCUGAAAAUGGAGCUGCCCAUGAUCCGAGAGGCAUGCCUUAGAGUUCUGGUCCUGUGCACAAUAUUUCUCAAGGAAGCUGCUGCUUUUGGACUCUGCCUUGCUGAGAUUGGUGAGAUGAUGAGUAGGGAGUUUGGAGGACAAGAGGAGAAACCAAGCAAACUUGAAGCUGUAUGCCUCGAGGCCAGGAAGAUCAUAGCAGAUUUGAACUUGUCAACCUUUGAGGCGGAAGAAGGAAAUGAAGAGUUUCUGUUUGAUAUAGAUUGUGAGAAUGCUGGGAUUCUUGAUCCUUCAGACGUUAUGUCACGUCACUUCUUUGAUCAGGUUUCAUAUCCUUUUGGGUCUAGAGGCGCUGAUGGUCGAAACUUGCUGUCCAAGCUAGAUGAGUGUUUGGAAGAGGAUGAAGUUGGGGCAGACGGAAUCACUAUCCAGCCAAAUUUGUAUCAAACUGCUUCAAAAUUGCCCCUUCCUCCGAAAAGAAUAGAUGUGGAUGGGAGAAGCCGGCUCCAGCGAGCUGCAACCAUAUCCGGAAUCAGAAGAAGUGCAAAUGAUCAGUUACCAACCUCACCAUGCUUCGUGAAGGUUGCUGACAUGAGUGAGGAGGAAUGGAUUCUGUUCCUUGAAAAGUUCAGGGAGCUUCUUUACCCCGCCUUUGGCAACCAAAGGUCUGCAACCCUCAGACAGAGACAGAGACUUGGAACAUCUUGCAGAUUUUAACCUAAUUCGACUACUAGUUUGACAUAGAAGCGCGGAACCGCAGAGUACAAGCAGCCAUCAGUUUUUGUUGGGGGAUUUGGGGAUUCUCUAAUUUCUGCAGCAACCAAGAACAUCGUCAUCAGCGGUAUAAGCAGUCUUCAGUACAGUUAUGUAGAUAGUUUUAGAAUCAAGAGGGAUCCGGGAUCAGCUCGAGUGCAGGAAUAAAGAUCACAAAUCGGUCUUCUUCGUUUUCUGUUUCAUGCUUGUAGUUUCCUUUCAGUUGUAGAAAACUAGAGAAAGUACAGAUAGAAAUGGGAAAAAGCAAAUACAGUAUGGUUUUUAUAUAUAUAUAUUGCUAGUAGUUUCUUUAAAUUGA